CAGUCAAAGCACCCUUUAAAAUUAUGGACAGUCCUGAGGCACCCUUUAAAAUUAUGGACAGUCCCGAGGCACCCUUUAAAAUAAUGGACAGUUUUGAGGCACCCUAUUCUAAAAUGUGAAAAACAAUUCUAAUAGUUUUGUAUAACUCAGCAACAUCCACACAUGUAGGAUGCCCAACGGUGUCAGGAAUGGACUUGCCAAUAAUGGUGGGACUCACUUGCCUUGUGGGCUGCAGUACCAGGGCUGGCCAGCGGGUGCUCUCAGCAAUCAGAGACUCAACCCUGCAGUCAGCCAAACACCUGAAGCUGAUUACGGAGCUGUAUUUAAGGGA
Staurois parvus is the source of this 331-nucleotide messenger RNA. Lineage: Eukaryota; Metazoa; Chordata; Amphibia; Anura; Ranidae. The record is from the annotation of a GenBank genome assembly.